Messenger RNA from Salvia miltiorrhiza (redroot sage), 654 nucleotides. RefSeq lists its product as uncharacterized. The record is from RefSeq and is a predicted model, not a curated record. The coding region runs from base 1 to 654 and encodes 217 amino acids. NCBI's taxonomy places the organism in Eukaryota, Viridiplantae, Streptophyta, Magnoliopsida, Lamiales, Lamiaceae. Gene Ontology annotation, molecular function: nucleic acid binding. The transcript is spliced from 2 exons.
AUGGAAGCAGCACAACGGAAUUCAAAAAACAGAAUGAAAGGUACCAUGGAAGUGAAGCCAAUCACAGCUGUUACUAAGGAAAUGAUUAAAUGUUGCCUGAUAAAAGAGAUGAUCCCAAACUUUAAAGCUAAGUGGCCAGUGGGAGCAAACAAGCACAUAUAUAUCCAACAAGACAAUGCAAAACCCCACAUAAAACCCAAUGAUCCAGACUUUUUAGUGGUUGCAAAUACUGAUGGUUUUAAAUUCCAACUAGUAUGCCAGCCUGCUAAUUCGCCGGAUACAAAUGUCAAUGACCUAGGGUUUUUCAGAGCAAUACAGACAUUGAAAGAUAAAAAACCAGCAAGGAAUGUGGAGGAGUUACUCAAGAAUGUUAAAGAUGCAUAUGAUGAAUACCCACCAGAGAAGCUAAACCAUGUGUUCAUUACUUUGCAAAGUUGUUACCAUGAAAUCAUCAAGGCAAGGGGUGGGAAUGACUACAAAAUUCCACACAUGAACAAAGAAAGACUCUCAAGACUGGGGUUGUUACCAGAUUGCAUUCAAGUUGAAGAAACACUUAUAAGGGAAACACUACAGUUCCUGGGAUGUAAGUGCAGAGGGAGAAAUUUACAACCUUGGAGCAGUCAUAGAAGGGCUGGAGCAGGUGGGCAUUACUGA